Molecule: messenger RNA, 3599 nt
Organism: Pipistrellus kuhlii (Kuhl's pipistrelle)
Lineage: Eukaryota; Metazoa; Chordata; Mammalia; Chiroptera; Vespertilionidae
Gene: KCNRG
Product: potassium channel regulator
Exons: 2
Coding region: 1241-2059 (272 amino acids)
Biological process (GO): negative regulation of delayed rectifier potassium channel activity; protein homooligomerization
Cellular component (GO): endoplasmic reticulum
Molecular function (GO): protein binding
Source: RefSeq, a predicted model, not a curated record
CCCUCUACUGGGGAUGUGCCCGCAACCAAUGUACAUGCCCUUGACUGGAAUCGAACCUGGGACCUUGCAGUCCACAGACGGACGCUCUACCACUGAGCCAAACCGAUUUCAGCAAGAGGGUGGAGAUUUUAGCUUGCCCUUUUCUCCUGAGGUAUCAAUAUUAUAAAUUUAUUACUAAAGGAGUUUGGUGAUAAACUUCAGAAGUGUUAGGUGGCUGUACAAGUGAAAGCAUAGGUUAAAAAAAGUAACAUGGUAAAAGCAGGAAAUGGGAAAGCCUCCUUUUACAGCUAAGUGUGGGUUGUCCCAAAGUAUCCUGGCAACCAUACAACAAAGCAAACCACUUGCUUGAAGAAUUUAAGAGUAGUAAGACUUGACAAUAGAGAAGACAAUCUGUCAGCUACUAUAAAGUACAAAGUAAUUAUUAAACAUUAAUGCUGUCCAAUCUGUUCACAUGAGGUAAAGAUACCCUAUCUUUAAGAAUACUUAAUUUCCUUGUUAAGAAUUCAAGGAAAACAAGAGUGAGCUUAUCUUAGAACUCUGUCUAGUAUAACUUACAUCUGUCAUGGAACAAGACAUUUCUUUGAAAGCUCAGAGUGUCUUUACCCCAGUCCUUUAAUUUGGUUGAGAAGAGGUAAUACAAGGGGAAUAGGAAAAAAAGAUGACAAUGAAAUUUAAAGUACAGAAGAAUCAUUUUAGUUAUGAGAAGAGUCAAGUUAACUUGCUAGUUGAGGUAGUGGCUGUCUCAUCCAUAACCAUUUGUGAUUGAAAUUGCUAUAGUGAUAAGAAAUGACAAUGUUUCUCUAUAAAUCUGAACCACUGCCAUGAGGAUUCAGUGGAAAAACAGUCUGGGAGAAGGAGUACUUUUCUCCCAGUAUUUUUUUUUUAAAUAUAAAUUUACAGUAGCUUUUCAUGGAAAAUUUUUUAUGGAUUACAGGAAAGGGAUCUAUUUGACACCUAUCCUUAAAUAUUGUCACUUUUUCUUAAACUGUCCACAGUGUCUCAUCUGUUGCUUUUUUAUUUUGUGUACUGUAAGUUCCCAAGCAACUCAAAUUUGCAAACACAACUAUGGAUACACUAUUUGCUUUACAGUAGUUACCUGGAAAUCUAGGUCUUUGUUUUUUGUUAUUUUCUCUCCACGUAUUAAUCAUAUAUAGCUAGCAACAUUUAUGGUUAGAGUUUGAUUUUCAAGUUCUUAAGUUUGUGGCGGGAGGUUUGUAGCCUAAUCUGAGGCAAGGGGAGAAUGAAUAGUCAGGAACUCGUCACUCUGAAUGUGGGAGGGAAGAGAUUCACAACAAGAUUUUCUACCAUAAAGCAGUUUCCUACCUCGCGGCUAACACGAAUGUUAGAUGGCAGCGACCAAGAAUUCAAGAUGGAUGGUGGCCAGAUUUUUGUGGACAGAGAUGGUGUUUUAUUUAGUUUCAUCUUAGAUUUUAUGAGAACUCAACGGCUUAUAUUACCUAUUGAUUUUUCAGACUAUCUUAGGCUUCAGAGAGAGGCUCUUUUCUAUGAACUUGAUCCUCUGGUUGAUCUCUUAAACCAAGAACUCCUGCUACAGCCAAGACCUGCUCUUAUGCAGGUGUAUUUCCUAAGCCGAAACACUCAAACUUUUUUCAGGGUGUUUGGCUCUUGCAGCAAAACAAUUGAUAUGUUAACUGGGAGGAUUACAGUGUUUAUAGAACAACCUUCAGCACCAACCUGGAGCAGUAACUGUUGCCCUCCUCAGAUGACCUUACUUCAACUGCCUCCACAAAGACCUUCUUACCACGACCUGGUUUUCCAGUGUGGCUCGGACAUUACUGAUAACCAAACUGGAGUCAGGUACAUUUCUAUAAAACCUGAUAAUCGAAAAUUGGCCAAUGGAACUAAUGUCCUCGGCUUACUCAUUGACACUUUAUUAAUGGAAGGCUUCCAUCUGGUCGGUAAUAGAACGGUAUCAUCUGAAGACAAAACUGAAUGCUAUAGUUUUGAAAGGAUAAAAAGACCUGAAGCUCUCGCCAUGAACAAGACUGUGAAACCAGUGGUUGCCAUCAUGCCAGCGCAAUCUCAGAAAAAGAAAUGAGUUUUUUGUUCUCUUUUAGAAUAAAGGGAAAUUGUCAUUUUCUUAUCUCCUGCUAUACUAUCUGGGCAAGCACACCUCAACAGUGCUUAAACCACUCUGUCUGCUUGCUGCUUUUUGAACAACACUGAGCACUUGGUGCUUUGCCACAUAUUCCUUCUACCUUCAGUGCCUCUCCAUUUCUCUUUUUCAUGAACAUUUAUACAGCUUUCAAGACUGGGUUCUGGAAUCAUGCUGAUUGAUUUUUAAUCCCAGCUUAAUCACUUACUAGCUAAUGGCUUGGGCAAGUAAUUUAACUUAUUUGUGCCUCAACUUCGUCUAUCAAAUGAGGAUAAUAAAUAUAUAUUUUAUAGGAUAUAUGAGGAUUAAAGAAGAUAAUAUACUCAACACAUGUCCUGGCAUAUGAUAAGCACUCAGUAACUAUUAGUGAUGAUGAUGAUGAUGAUGAAGAUGGCUCCCUUUCCUUUGUAUGGACUUAUAUGCCAUUAUAAAAACAAAUUUUUCUCACUUGAAUAUGAACUUCAUCUACUCAACAGUGUUAACAUUACUAAGUGUAAAGUACUGUGCUAAAUAUUUAGUGAGAGGAAUAAUAUAUGUUACUAAUUAGCAUCUACAUUUGAUCAAAACCUUUUUGAAUAACUUCUGCUAACAUUUAAAUACACAUAUACUUUGACUUAGUCAUUCUUAUAGGAAUUCUUAUAUAUGUAUCAUUUUAAAUAGGAUGAACAUCUAGAAGAGGAAUCAUUAAGUCAAAGAGCACCAAGUACUUUGUAUAAAGGAUUAAAAAACCAGAGUGGAAGCAGUUGAGCACCAUUUUAAAAAGUACAAUUAACUCAUUCAAAAACACCUGUUAAACAUUUAUUAGACACUAUAAUAAGCUUUCAGGAUUAAAAAAAAAUGAGUAAGAAAGAAAUUCUUAUUCUCAAGGACAUCACAUUCAACGGAUAAUUUACAUCAUCAUAACAGCAAAAGAUUAGAAAUACACUCAAAGUUCAUUAAUAGGAUAUGGGUAAAUUAUGGUUCAUACAAUGAAAUACUAUGCAACUCUCAGAAUAGGACAACAGUUCAUAAACUGAUAAGGAUUGUCAAAUAUUUAUAAGGUGAAAAAAGGUACAGAAAUAUGUAUAAUGUUGAAAAGAUAUAUUUCUACUUUAUAGUUUCCACUUGUGAAUAUAUAUUGAGUAUAUAUAUUCAUUUUCUUAUAUAUCCAUGAAAUUGUCACCAAAGAUCCAGGUCAUCUGUGGAGAGGGAACUGGGUGAGUGGGGUUUAGGCAUGGGAGAAAGGCUUAUUUUUCACCAGACCAUAUAAAAGUAUUAUCUAUUUUUUUUUUUUUUUUAAAGGAAGAGCCAUACCUGAAAGACAGUAUGCAGAGUAAGGGGGAGUAUUAUGGCAUAUUAUGGUCCAUUACCUCACACUGACACAAAUUUUACUCUACCACCCUUCCUGUGAAACUUCUCCACUUAGUAAAAAAAAUGUAUUUCAGACAUUUUUAGUAAUUACUUACAGAUAUGUGUACUAUGUUGUAGGGAAGAAAUAAAUUUU